Molecule: messenger RNA, 1056 nt
Organism: Cryptomeria japonica (Japanese cedar)
Lineage: Eukaryota; Viridiplantae; Streptophyta; Pinopsida; Cupressales; Cupressaceae
Exons: 4
Coding region: 1-1056 (351 amino acids)
Biological process (GO): regulation of DNA-templated transcription
Molecular function (GO): double-stranded DNA binding
Source: RefSeq, a predicted model, not a curated record
AUGAGGAGAAGACCAGGACUGUUGAGAAGCAAAUCCGAACAGACUGCUAGAGAAGCCAUUCAUAUUCUGAAAGAUUAUGGAUUUACUGAAGACCAACUUAAGAGCGCCAUUCUUAGUAACCCAACGAUUCUUAUGCUCAAAGUGGAUGCGCAGUUGAAGCCCAGGAUGGAAUUUCUGAAAAAUUUGUGCUUGGCUCCUGAAGACAUGCCAGUUAUUAUAUCUCGUUGUACCAGACUUUUUGAUUCCAACAUAGAAAAGUGUCUCGCUCCUAAUAUCCUCCAUCUUAGAAGCUUAUUUGGCUCAAAGGACGAUCUGUGCAAGGCUGUCAGAUGGGCACCUCAGUUUCUGACAAGAGAUUUCAAGAAGCAUGUGAUACCUAGAGUGGAGUACGUGAAGAAUGAUUUGGGCAUUCCAGAUGGCUCCGCAGCAUUUGUGCGAGUCCUCGGUGUGGUUCUACGCCUUAGUUUCGAAAAUCUGGAAGAUAAGACUGAGAAUUUGGCGAGCCUUGGUCUGGCAGCGGAGGAGAUUCGUCAAAUUCUUCGGGGUAAUCCUAGGGUUCUUCAGAGUUCAACUAAGAAAAUAAAGGAAAAUAUGGAUUUCUUUAUACACACUGCAGGUCUGAUGCCCGAGAUUGUUGCUUCACGUCCAAUGAUCCUGAAUUCCAGCGUAGAGAAAGCGCUCAAACCCCGCUUUGAAUUUUUCAAAUAUCUGAGGACAAAUCCACACUGCAAGAGUCCACCUAGUCUGGUUGAUUUUCUUACAUCAAAAUAUUAUGUUGCUUUUACUCUAAUAAGCGCUACUCUAAUUCCUGCAUGGAAGCAAUUCUUAGAGAAACAAGACUUUGGUUGGCUUGAAUACCUAGUAUUUGAUGCACGGUGUGCCAUUCACCACGAAAAACAAAAGCUUGAAGGUGGUUAUGAGGAGAACUUUGAAAACAAUGGAGAAGAUAUACAAGAAAGUGAAAUUCAAGCUGUAGCUCGCUAUGUGAAUGGCCUAAAGUUCCAACUUGAGGUCAAGCUCACAUUAGUGAAAAUUAGUACAGUGGAUGAAGCUUAA